Dracunculus medinensis (Guinea worm) is the source of this 330-nucleotide messenger RNA. Lineage: Eukaryota; Metazoa; Nematoda; Chromadorea; Rhabditida; Dracunculidae. The record is from the annotation of a GenBank genome assembly.
AUGUUGGUAGAUGACCGUAAUAAAGAUAAGUUCUAUGCGGAACUUCAACUGCUAAUAAAGUCUCUAUCGAAACACGAUAUGGUCGUAAUCGAGGAAAACUGGAAUGCACGCGUGGGUCAUAAUGCCGCUGCGAUGAUUGGCAAAUAUGGCAUCGGAGACCGGUGGGCCAAUGGGAAACGCCUUGUCGCUAUGCCUAUAGCCGGAGAGCAUGAGCACUGUCUGAAAACGAUGCCAAAGUAUGAAUAUCAGAAGAUCCUGAUUGCACGAUGCUUCGAACAAUUACAACAGCACGGUGGGAUAGAAAUCACUAUUGGAGUGACAUGGCCUUGA